AUCAAAAUAAAUAUUAAGAUAUAUUUUUAAAUUUUUAUUUAAGGUUAUAAAAUGAAUGUAAAAGAAAGAUUUUUAUCAACUUGUGAAAAAGAUUUCAUAAAUAAAGCAAUCACCGGUGGUAUUAGGCAUGAUGGUCGCACGCAAUAUGAAUUUCGAGAUUUAAGUAUAGUAUUUGGCAUUGAUUUUGGUUCUGUUCACGUUUGUUUAGGAGAAACUAGAAUUUUAGCUCAAGUUACCGGAGAAAUUUUACCAGCUAGAAAUGCACGACCACACGAGGGUAUAUUAUCAGUUUACUUAGAAUUGGGACCUAUGGCUGCGCCGCAUUAUGAAGUAAACCGACAAUCAGAUUUGAGUACACUCGUAAAUAGAGCAUUAGAGAAAUGCUUAAAAGAUUCAAAAGUGAUAAAUUUAGAGGCACUAUGCAUACGGGCUGGUGUAAAAGUUUGGUCAAUACGAUUGGAUUUAAAUGUAUUAAAUUUAGAUGGAAAUUUAGUUGAUGCAGCAUCAAUUGCUGCAUUAGCAGCUUUAGCACAUUAUCAACGACCAGAUGUUACAUUAAUUGGAAACGAAAUUACGAUUCAUAAAUUUCAUGAAAAACAGCCGUUACCUUUGAUUGUUCAGCAUUAUCCAGUCUAUGUAACUUAUGCGUUUUUUACAGAAGGUGAGAGAAUAAUCGCUGACCCAACAUCAUUAGAAGAAAGAAUAUCAGAAGGGCAAGUUAGUUUAGCCGUAAAUGGAUACAAAGAAUUAUGUGGCCUUCAUUUAGAAGGAAAUACUCCUGUAGAACCAGAUUUAGUCUUAAAAUGUUCUUCAAUGGCAGCAAAACGAGCCGGAAAAGUAGUUGAAUUAAUUAAAAAGAAAUUAGCUGAAGACACAGAAAAUAGGCGUAAAAAUGAAAUUGUUGGAUUUAAUGAAUGUUUACGUUUAAAUAAAAUACCUUCGUACAGUGAAGAGUGUAUAACAUUCCAAUUACGAAAAUACAAGAAAAAUAAAAAAUUUGAAAGUGGAGAUACAUCCACUCUCAAGGAAGAAGAAAUAAUUGAAGAACCCAAAAUAAAUAUAGUUGCAGAAAAUACAGCAGAAUUAAUUCGAGAUGAUGUCCAAAUGCUCAGUUCGGAUGAGAGUGCUGAUGUUGAAAUUAUAGAACCAGUUAAACCUACAAAAAUGAUGAAGAACAAAAAAUCAAACGAGAGAAAAGAUUUGAAUACAAAACGGCCAAAAUCGAAUAUCCAAACAAAAGAAAUUUUAUCAGCUAAAAAAAAUAAGCAUUCAAAACAUGAUUCAGAUAGUGAAGAAGAAGAAACAAUGGAACUUGGUUCAAAUUUUUAGAAUUAUAAAAAAAUUUCAAAACUGUUCAAAAAUACAUUUUUUUUUAUACUCAAAUCGCAAACAAAUUAGGAAGGUAUUUGUCCUGUGGUAUAAAAUUUCGAAAUCGAGUUUUAUUGAUUGUUUAAACGGUUACGAUAAAACAAGGACUCACAUUAUUAACGGAUGGAUAUAAAUAAAUGGUCAAUAAUUAAGUAAGUGGUAGGAUGCGCCAAAACAAGCAUAUGAUAUAAAGAAAUGGCUCCCUUCAGAGGUGAUUUGUGCCGAACAGGAAAGUGCAUUAAUUUCCAAAAUCAAAUUGAAAAAUCAUAAAAUUUGUGUUUAUGGACGCAUGGUUAAGUAUAUUAUGUAAAAUAUAAAGAGCCUUUCCGUUGAACAUACUAUACCGCUGGAGGAUUCAUUCUAUUUAAAAAAAUACCCAAUUCUUUUUUUUCUUGCGUAGUUCAAAGAUAAUAAGGAAAGUAAAACUGUUUUGUUUUUCUGUGACAAUACGAAGACUUGAACAAUUUUUUUUAAAGUUGCCAUAUUCAAUCAAAUUGAAUCGUUACAUGGAAACAAAUAUUAAAUUACAAUAUAUUUCUACCAUUAACCAACCCUUUUAAAGGGUUCCUUUAAGCACUUUUUCCCAUAAAUGGGGUGCAUAAAUGGGGUGUAAAAAUACGUUUAAACAACUUUUUUCUCGAUGAGGCAGUUUUUAAUUACUGUUUUAAUAAAUUGUUUGCUUUGAAGAGGAAAUGUAUGGAAAAAGAUACUUUAAUAUUCUUUCAAUAAUAUUCCAAUUAAAAAAAGGAUUUAUUUUUGAGAAAGUAUGUGGAAAUUUUCAAUUUGCUGAUUGUUUACAUGGUUUAAAAUUAUGGAAUUUUAAGAAAAAAGGUCCUGUAAA
This is a messenger RNA of Chrysoperla carnea, 2209 nucleotides long. It is a transcript of the gene Rrp45, whose product is annotated as exosome complex component rrp45. The record is from RefSeq and is a predicted model, not a curated record. Bases 52 to 1329 code for a protein of 425 amino acids. Gene Ontology annotation, biological process: nuclear polyadenylation-dependent rRNA catabolic process; U5 snRNA 3'-end processing; exonucleolytic trimming to generate mature 3'-end of 5.8S rRNA from tricistronic rRNA transcript (SSU-rRNA, 5.8S rRNA, LSU-rRNA). Gene Ontology annotation, cellular component: cytoplasmic exosome (RNase complex); nuclear exosome (RNase complex). Lineage: Eukaryota; Metazoa; Arthropoda; Insecta; Neuroptera; Chrysopidae. The transcript is spliced from 4 exons.